AUGAGAAGGAGAGUACGAGAAAAGGAAGAGAAGCGGUGGACCACACACACAUCGAGCGAACGUGACCGAGACAGUACAAGUUCAUAUUGUAAUGCAGAAGUAUACCUCCGCAGUAUUACCGGAAAUUUUUUUUCAACAUUCAUCGGUGAUAAAUCUACAGGAAAGAGAAGACUCAACAUUUCACAAAAGCGUUCAACGCAACGCCAACAUUACAGCAACAUUUUCUCACCCAUAAUUGGGGGGAAAUUUUUUUCAACAUUCAUCGGUGAUAAAUCUACAGGAAAAAGAAGACUCAACAUUUCACAGAAGCGUUUAACGCAACGCCAACAUUACAGCAACAUUUUCUCACCCAUGAUUGGGGGGAAAUUUUUUUCAACAUUCAUCGGUGAUAAAUCUACAGGAAGAAGACUCAACAUUUCACAGAAGCGUUCCUCAAAAUUGGCAGAGAUGCAGAAAAUCUUCAUUCUGCAUUUUGGGUUCAACUUUUAGUGUAUUAGAUUAAUUUUAAAGUGUAAAAAAUAUUUGUGUGUUGUGAUUUAUUUAGCUAGGAAAUAUGUAAUAAAUUGUAUUAGUUAGGAAAAUAGAUAAGUAAGUUGACAGUUUAGCAAAAAAAAAAAAAAAAAUUAAUAACACACAAGAGGAUUCAGCAAGCAACGCUUAACAUUACAGCAACAUUUUCUCACCCAUGAUUGGGGGUAAGUCAAA
This is a messenger RNA of Leptopilina heterotoma, 705 nucleotides long. RefSeq lists its product as uncharacterized. Bases 1 to 489 code for a protein of 162 amino acids. The transcript has 4 exons. The record is from RefSeq and is a predicted model, not a curated record. Lineage: Eukaryota; Metazoa; Arthropoda; Insecta; Hymenoptera; Figitidae.